UUUCUAAAUUAUGAAGACAUUUAAUUGGUUAUUUUUUUGAAAGUGAAAACUAUAAAGCCUGAGGCUCCUUCAUUUGAUUCCAACAAAAUUUAUACUAACAUCUUCCAAGAAAGACAUUUGUGACUAAUCAUAACGAUGUCGAUAGAGAAAAAGGCGAUGCAGCGGAUUGAGAAGGAGUUCAAGGAUAUGACUUCGAAAGACUCCUUGUACAGCAUCGGUAGAGACUCGAACAAUUUGUUCAAAUGGAAUGCGAUGAUUCAAGGUCCAGAGGGUACUCCGUACGCCGGUGGCAUGUUUAGCAUCGACAUUAAAUUUCCUAAAAAUUAUCCUUUUACAGCACCCAAGUUUACGUUCAAAACUCGGAUAUAUCAUCCAAAUAUCAAUUCCGAGGGAUCCAUAUGCCUUGAUAUUCUUAAAGACAAAUGGUCUCCCCCGCUUACGGUUGAAAAGGUGCUUUUAUCCAUCACUUCGUUAUUGGCGGACCCAAACCCAGAUGAUCCUCUGGUGGGAGAAAUUGGAGAGCUCUUCAAAAGUAACAACUUUCUAUUUAACCAGAGAGCUCGAGAAUGGACUGAACGACAUGCUUAAAUAUUAAAAGUUGUUUUAAGAAAAGUAGUAGUUUUUAUGAAUAAAAAUAAGAAGAUUAAUAGCUGUUUUUCUUUUUCAAAUUAAUCAUACAAAUAGUUACCAACAGCUUUGAGUGAUAUGUUAUUGUGGACUUCUUAUAUAUUAUAAAAAGUUAUAAGCAUUUUAGAUUUUUUAUUAUGCUCAAAAUACAUAAUAUAAAUUUUAAUUAAGACUAGAUUUUGAUCCUUGUUUUCAAAAUGUAUGAUUAUUUUUUUAGCCGUGUAGAAAACUUUAGAGUUCGCCCUAGCAUGUUUUCUCCAAGACUCUCCAAGACUCUCCAAGACAUGACUUGCGAGACAGCUGCAUGACUUAUCUCAUUGACGCCGGCAGCGUUUCCGCUCGCCGACAUUGCCCCAAUCCGUUGCUCUCGUGGUUUGCCUCUUCUUCUCUGGUUGUCUACUCUUUUUUCUCGGUGUGGGAACCAAAAUUCGAACUGUCAAUUUUAGUAAAUUAAGGAAAAUAGAGAUUCUUGAUUUUCCUUGAGGAUUCGAAUUCUCUGCGAGGGCUAACUACAAUUUAUCAAAUAAUUGCGGAAAAUUCAUAAAGACAAUAAAAGGAAUCUAGAAAAGAUAUGUCUUUAUUUCGAAUCCGCUUAAGAGCGUAGUGAAUUUACAAUAGGUUAUAAGAGCUAAGGCCGCAAGAGCUGUCAGCGAGCUCUUUAAUUAUAGCCAUAAAAACGUAACCAUAUUUUUAGUCACAGCUCGAAAACAAAACACGAUAAAGAUGCGAAAAAGGUUUUACUGAUUUUUGAAUGGACCUUAUUAAAGGUUGCCUAUGUACCCCUUUCGAGGAAAGCCAAACAUGUUUCAGUUUUCAAAAUUUGAACAAACGAUCGAACUGCCUUUGCUAGUUCGUCUAGUAAUCAAGUGCAAGACAUAGAAAAUUAAGCAUGUCGAAAAUACUGCCUAAGAGUUCUAAGUGUAGAGAGUUCUAAGAAUCUAAAAAUCUUCCUUGUGCUCCUUGCCUUGGCUCUCCUUAUAUAUGCCUUCAAGGUCGGCCAUCUUUCCCUUUCUGCCCCCUAUUCGAGUUUAUCUCUUUGCAAGAGUUUUCCUUAUUUUCUCAACCUUCAUGUUUAUCUUGGAAGUUUUGCAUUUAUCUUCUUUUCCAUUUAUUUUUCCUACCAAAAUCUAAUAAACCUUCAUUAUUCUCUGGGCCUAUUCCUGUCUCGAAUCAUAAGUUGGCUUUCGUCGCGUUUUAGACAUGCUCGGGCCAUUUUCGACCUAAAAGUUUUUACGAUUAUUUUUGGAGAAAUCAUUGACUUAUACGAUGAUAGUUCCUACAUCAUUGGUCCUAUGGUAUGUUGGAAACCAAUCAUUUAAUCUAUACAGAAAUAGUGUUAAGUUAACCUUUAUUGCCUUAUACGAUCGAUUCAAACUUUUACGAGAAAACAAGUCCUUGUUGUUUUUAUCGUAAAAUCUCAACGAAAACUCCAAUUGACACGUACAAAACGAGAGACAUUUUGAUCUAGAUUCAAAGGAGAACACAGUGAGAGUCUCAAUAAGCCCCAUAGAGAUCUAUGACAGCUAUGUGGGCGAUUUGAGAACUCAUGUGACCUAUGUGGGAGAUUUGAGAACACAUGCGAGCUAUGUGGGUGAUUUGAGAACUUAUGUGAGCUAUGUGGGUGAUUUGAGAACUCAUAUGAGUUAUGUGGGCGAUUUGAGAAGUCACGAAGUGAGGAUAGAGAGGCUAUGAGGGCGAUUUAAGCCAAGGACUGAGGAAAGAGACGCUAUUUGAGCCAAGGAUUGAGGAGAGAGAGGCUAUGUGGGCGAUUUGGAGCCAAGGAGUGAGGAGAGAGAGAGGCUAUGUGGGUGAUUUGGAGAAGCUAGGAGGCUAUGUGGUAGAUUUGAAGAUGGUUAGAUCCUUUUUCUUGCUACUAAUGCCUCCGUUGGUUGCUUACGUAAACUUUCAGAACUACUUGGUUUGUUUAUGUAAGGUUUUCCGUAUAGAUCUCCGAAAGUUGUAUAGUGGAAGAUUAUCUUACAAGUUUUCCUAUAAGGUUUUUCCAUGGAAAAUUUCCAAUUUUUUUCUUGCAGAACAUUGUUUUAUCGCAAAAACCUUAUGCAAGAACAUUUUUUCGAUCUUUUCAUGUUUGGAUAUAAACUUUUUCAUUUUUUGCACGGGAUGAAAUACACAGAGUUUUGUUCUCGUAUCCUUAUUUAAGUAGGCUUGGCUUAUGCAGUGUAGUUUCUUCGACAUUUCCAGCUCAUAUCUACCUAUGGCAUAUUUCUCGGAACAUUUUAGCCGUUCAUUUUGCCAUGACAGAUUUACGCGAUUUAAGUAUAAUCUAGAUGGUCAUGGUACAAAUUGAUUUUUGUAUAGAUGGUUAUGGUUACAAUUAUUUUGGACUUAAAUGGUUUAUUACGGUUUUGUAUAACCAUUGAUAUUAAAUAUAGUAAUUUUUUUCUCAAAAGAAUAAUUAAAAUCUAUUGAAUCUAAAUUCAAUUUGUCAACAUUAUGUAAAAUUGUAGUCAAAGUACAAAUAAAUCUAUCAGAUCUUAAUUAAAUCUAUUAGAGUGAAGUAAACUUUUGGCGAAAAUAAAAAUAAAUCUAUCAAGUUUUAAUUAAAUCUGUCAACAUGACGUAUAUCUGUGUCAAAAAAAAAUCUAUAGAAACUUAAUUAAAUAUGUCAAACUGAAGUAAAAUGUAUGAACAAAGAAAUUAAAUCGAUGAAUGAUGAAUAAAUCUAUCAAAAUUAAAUAAAUAUGCGGCCAGAAAUUAAAUCUGUCGAAUCAUCACUAAAUCUUUUAUUAUUAAAUAAUUUUGUUUUCAAAAUGUGACAAAUUCUUUUAAGCAAAACUGUCGAAAUUAAGUAAAUAAUGACCAAAGAGAAAUAGAUCUGUCAAACAUAAGUUUGUGACUACAUAAAAUAUAUAUAAAAUAAGUUUGUUCAAAGGAAGAAUCAUAAAUACUGUUUUGUAACAAAUAAAGUAAGAUCAAAAUAGGUAUAAAAUAAAAUAGUAAUUAAAAUAAAAUUAGUGUUAAUCUAGUAAUAAAUUGAUAACUAAGGAUUAAACUAAAUUACUCAGAUUAACUCUUAUUUCUUAUGUAAUUACUAGACUAAUUUAUUAAUAGUAAUGAUAUCAAUAGUCUUUAAGUUGGCAUGAGAUUUAUAAAUUAUGAAGGCAUUUAUUAGGUCAGUGGUGGUUCAUUUCUCGCUCCGGAAGUGGAGUUGGAAACGGAAGCACUCGGAAUCGCAUGGAAUCGACUUGGAAUCGUGAUUCCGAGAUUAAAGUGUCUGGAAGCGUGAUGGAAUCGCACGAUUCUAAGAUGGAAGCGUUGAUGGUGUAGAUCGGAAGCGAAAGUGUGGUCGUAUUGUAAACACAACGGUGAUUACAAAAGAUGGCAUUUGAAGAAGAUGAUACUAUAAACAUCAGCUGCUUUUACGGUGGUCCCUCAACAAACAUAACAAUUGUUUUUCUAUAAGCCUAACAAGUAAAACUUAAAUUCAUAAAGAAACAAGAAAAAGUAGCUGAGAACAAAAGUCUUAUAUAUUAAACUUUAAAGCAAAGGUAACUUCAUCUUAUUUCGUUUUGUGAAUAUUAAUCCAAUUAUACUUUAUUGUUCACUUGUUCUUUUUAUUUGAUGUUGUUUGUAUUAUUCAGUUUGGUUUUGGUUGUGACUGAAUUGAUUGAUUGAGGUGCUCUAUUCUCUUUUUAAUACUUAAAUUAUAUAUGUACUGCAUAUAACGUAAAUAGAUACUGUUAUAAUUUUUGUAGUUAUACAUAUUUAUUUUUUUUGAAUUGUGGACUUGUUUUUACUACUUCAAAAAUAUUUAGUUAAUAUAAUAUUAUUUUAAUAUAUAAUAACCCAAUAAUAUAUGUGUAAUAUGUUUCCAACACGUACCCACUUUCUAAAUAUUUUAAAAAACUUGCUUCUCCGCUACCGCUUACCCGCUUCCAAUUCCAUGUAUUGUAGGCUGAAAGUAACAAUUAUAAAGCCCAAGGCUCCUUCAUUUGAUCCAACACUAUUCAUACUAACAUUUUCCAAGUAAGCAAUUGGUAUCAAUCCAUUUUUGUUCAAAUUUUGUCAAAUAUCUUUAGAACAUUAUCCUUCACAUAAAUUACAACAAAAAUUUACUAGUACUAACGAAAAUUGUCUUUGUUGUUUCAUUUGAUGAAAAAGGAAAUACAUUUUUUAUUAAUCAUAACGAUGUCGAUAGAGAAAAUGGCGAUGCAGCGGAUCGAGAAGGAGUUCAAGGAUGUGACUUCGAAAGACUCCUUGUACAUUAUCAGUUAGUAUUUUUUUCAUAACAAUUCACAAAGGUCACAUGCCAUAGAAAAUAAAUAGAUAAUAAAAAUUGAACUGCAACAUCAUGUGAAAUAGUUUGCGAUCGGAUUAUACACUAUCUUGAUAUUUUCAUAAUAUACGCGUGAAGUUAACAUUAGGUUCACCACAAUUGUAUUUUUUUCUUACAAAUACAUAUGCAUAAUUUAUUUUGCUAGUGUAUAUGCCUUCACUAAUAUGUCUUUCCUAUAUUAAGAACCACAAUAAUUACAAUUUUAUGUUUCUCCAUUAUAAUAUUGCUAUUUGUUGAUACAUAUUUAGGUAGAGACUCGAACGAUUUGUUCAAAUGGAAUGCGAUGAUUCAAGGUCCAUAUGGUUCUCCAUACGCCGGUGGCAUGUUUAGCAUCGACAUUAAAUUUCUUAAAAAUUAUCCUUUUUCAGCACCCAAGGUUAUAUAAACUAAAA
Molecule: messenger RNA, 5316 nt
Organism: Brassica rapa (field mustard)
Lineage: Eukaryota; Viridiplantae; Streptophyta; Magnoliopsida; Brassicales; Brassicaceae
Product: probable ubiquitin-conjugating enzyme E2 31
Source: RefSeq, a predicted model, not a curated record